Molecule: messenger RNA, 751 nt
Organism: Mytilus californianus (California mussel)
Lineage: Eukaryota; Metazoa; Mollusca; Bivalvia; Mytilida; Mytilidae
Exons: 7
Coding region: 318-650 (110 amino acids)
Source: RefSeq, a predicted model, not a curated record
CGAAUCCAAUCAAUGAUAUUACAAAGGAAAGAAUAAAAAGACCAGUACCAUCCAUUACGCCUUCAGUCAGAAUUUAUGCAAAUGACAGAUUAUUUAUUAAAAGAAAAUGAGAGAAUUAUAAGAGACAGUCAGAUAUUGGACUUACCCUCAAACACGAUAUUUCAAUAAAUGGUCAUUAAUCCAUUAUCACUACUAGAAUAUACUUUACAGUAGACAGGUCGUUACAACGGUGUUUGACAUUACUUUUAAAGUGCAUACAAGACAGCAUAUUUCUGUUUCAACAUUGUUUAUUGAUACACAGCUACACGAAUCUCAGGAUGUAUAGUGCCUAUAUAAUGGUAGUGGGUGUAGUCGUCAUCUGUUGUGUAGCACAGGACAACCAGAAAUCUACAAACAAAAUACAAGGUGACAAAAGUCAUAUCCAUCGAUUGAUCAAACGAGGAAGUUCAAGAUUUCGGGAUACAUAUGGUCGAAUGCCAUGGAAAAGAACAAAGAUAGACAAUCAUAUCAACAAUAUUCCAGACUAUCAGCCUGAAGCUGCUGAGAAAGACGUUGGUAGUGGUAUCAUGGACGAAUUUAUGCUUUUUCUAGCAUUAAAAGAUAGUGGAAUGCUAGAUUUAUGUAUGAAUACAGCUUCCAGUAUUUUUUGAAGUGAUAUACAGACGCUGUUAUAUUUAGGAUUAUACUGUAGAUAUAUAUAUCUUAUACUGCAUAUUGUAUUACUGUAUUCAAUAAAGUUUCACAUUGUUCA